AUUACAAUACCAAUCCUACGUUCAUCUGUAGACGCAUGAGACUUUCGAUGGCCAGUAAUAUCAUCACUGGAUUUGCUUAAUUUGUAUGGUCGUAACCCACACGGAUAGUGAGUCAGGACAGCCACCAGUUCCGAGGUCGAAUCAGCCUUCAUUCACCGAUACAACAAAAUCUGAACAUCCUGAAUUCGGCCGGACCAAUCCGCCUGGAUAUACCCACAUCACUUUUGGUCCAUCAGUCUCACAACACUUGUCAAUAAGACGACCGUGGUAGUCUCACAGCCAUGACUCUAUUUUUCAACCCUUUCUCCCGUUCCAGGGGCGGUGACGCAUGGUUCCGGGUUGGCCUAGCGUCUUCAUUUCCGAACAUCACAGGCGAGGACGAGGACAACAUCGCCCAUGCGCGCCCGUGUGGCGCCGGUGCUGAAACGACACCCGGCUGCAAAGUCCUGUAUGUCCCCAAGGAAGACAGUUCCCUUGCCAGCGAGGUCAAGCUUGACGAAUCCGGCGCUCCGUGCGAGCCGGGAAGCCUGCGGGACCAAGUGCUUGUCUUCAAGUACAAGGGCAAAUUUCAUGCUAUAAAUCAGGAGUGUCCUCAUUCGUCAUAUCCGCUGUCAGACGGGACACCAUUUGACAUUGAAGACUUUGGCGUUGUGUUGAGUUCUGGCAUCACAUGCCCCAAGCACGGUUGGUCUUUUGAUCUCAUUACCGGCAGAGGCGACCGGGGCAACUACAGGCUGCAAGUGUGGGAGACUGAGCUUCGCCCUGUCGAAUCGGAGGGCGCCGAGGCGGGAGACAGCGAAGUCUGGGUUAGGAGGAAGCAAAGAAUCGGAUAGACACUUUGGCGCCCAUCUUCGGCGUUUUAUAGAGGACACUAAGCUCGAGAUAUCCAACAAG
Diaporthe batatas is the source of this 894-nucleotide messenger RNA. RefSeq lists its product as uncharacterized. Gene Ontology annotation, molecular function: 2 iron, 2 sulfur cluster binding. The transcript is spliced from 2 exons. The coding region runs from base 282 to 833 and encodes 183 amino acids. The record is from RefSeq and is a predicted model, not a curated record. Lineage: Eukaryota; Fungi; Ascomycota; Sordariomycetes; Diaporthales; Diaporthaceae.